Molecule: messenger RNA, 3798 nt
Organism: Stegostoma tigrinum
Lineage: Eukaryota; Metazoa; Chordata; Chondrichthyes; Orectolobiformes; Stegostomatidae
Product: glutamate receptor ionotropic, kainate 3
Exons: 16
Coding region: 411-3152 (913 amino acids)
Biological process (GO): modulation of chemical synaptic transmission; monoatomic ion transport; synaptic transmission, glutamatergic
Cellular component (GO): postsynaptic membrane; plasma membrane; presynaptic membrane
Molecular function (GO): transmitter-gated monoatomic ion channel activity involved in regulation of postsynaptic membrane potential; kainate selective glutamate receptor activity
Source: RefSeq, a predicted model, not a curated record
GACGCUGUCCCCCUCUGCUGCUGCUCAUUCGAAGUGAACUACUGGUUUAGAGCUGAGCGACUUUCUGACUGAACGUGCGCCUCCCACGAUCCCUUGCAGAGUUGUGUCUGUCUUUCCUUCUACUCCGUUUUAUUGGACUAAGUCGGUGUGUGGAGACGUGAAGAUCAUGUUGAGAUUGCACGGCUCUGGGAAAGCAUCCGCUCGCUCACUCCUGACAAUCAGACAGUUUUAAAUCUCCUUCCGUACCAGCUCCCCACGACCCGCCACCAAACAAGAAAUUCAUUUUGCAUCGGUUGUAGGCGAAGCUGCGAACGGAAGCUGAAUAUACGGUGGAAUCUUGCUUUAAGCUCAGCUCGUUCCUUCAGACUUGUGACGACGAGAAAUCGCUGGGCUUGCCCCCUCCUUUGAGCAUGAUUUUGGAAUACAGGACGGGACUUAUUUUUUACUUGUUUUGGAUACAAUAUUCUCAUGGGAUGCCUCAUGUCAUUCGUAUCGGAGGGAUCUUUGAAUUAGUGGAAGGUGGAACAGUGGGAGCAGAAGAGUUGGCCUUCAAAUUUGCUGUCAAUAACAUCAACAGGAACAGGACACUUCUUCCUAAUACCACCCUGACAUACGACAUUCAAAGAAUAAAUAUCUACGAUAGCUUUGAAGCAUCCAGAAAAGCCUGUGAUCAGCUUUCAUUAGGAGUGGUUGCAAUAUUUGGACCUUCUCACAGCUCCUCAUCCAAUGCUGUCCAAUCUAUCUGCAAUGCGUUGGAGGUCCCACACAUCCAAAUCCGAUGGAAACACCAUCCUAUGGACAACAGAGACUCCUUCUAUACUAACUUUUAUCCUGAUUAUGCCUCUCUCAGCCAUGCAAUUCUGGAUCUUGUGCAGUUUUUGAAAUGGAGGACAGCAACUGUGGUUUAUGAUGAUAGCACUGGUCUCAUACGUCUGCAGGAGCUCAUAACAGCUCCCUCCAGGUACAAUAUCCGGCUAAAGAUUCGUCAACUUCCCAUUGAUUCAACUGAUGCCAGGCCUCUCUUGAAGGAGAUGAAGCGAGGCAGAGAGUUCCGCAUUAUUUUCGACUGCAGCUAUACAAUGGCUGCUCAGAUCCUGAAACAAGCAAUGAGUAUGGGGAUGAUGACCGAAUAUUACCACUACAUUUUUACAACGCUGGAUCUCUUCGCCCUUGACUUAGAUUCCUAUCGCUACUGUGGGGUAAACAUGACAGGAUUCCGAAUUUUAAAUACAGAAAACCCGCAUGUAGCUUCUAUCAUUGAAAAGUGGUCCAUGGAGCGACUCCAAGCAUCUCCGAGUGCGGAUUCUGGCCUACUUGAUGGAAUUAUGACGUUUUCACAUUUAUUUCAGACAGAUGCUGCUCUGACAUACGAUGCGGUUCAUAUUGUAUCAAUGUCCUAUCAGCGAGCACCUCAGAUGACUGUUAACUCUUUGCAAUGCCAUAGACACAAGCCCUGGAGAUUUGGAAGCCGCUUCAUGAACUUCAUAAAAGAGGCUCAAUGGGAAGGAUUAACAGGCCGAAUCGUAUUUAACAAAAGCACUGGACUGCGGACUGAUUUUGAUUUGGAUGUUAUCAGUCUUAAGGAAGGAGGCCUUGAAAAGGUUGGGACUUGGGACACAAUGAAUGGUUUAAAUGUCACAGAGAUUUCGAGGGGAAGAGUAUCCAACAUAACAGACUCUUUGACAAAUCGGUCGCUGAUUGUGACAACAGUACUGGAGGAACCAUAUGUCAUGUUUAAGAAGUCUGACAAGCCACUCUCUGGUAAUGACCGAUUUGAAGGAUACUGCAUUGAUCUGCUGAAGGAAUUAGCCAGUAUCUUGGGCUUUGUUUAUGAUAUUCAGCUGACAAAAGAUGGAAAAUAUGGAACUCCAGAUGACAAGGGGCAAUGGAAUGGCAUGGUGAAGGAGCUCAUUGAUCACAAAGCCGACCUUGCUGUUGCUCCAUUGACUAUCACCUACGCCCGUGAGAAGGUCAUUGAUUUUUCUAAACCCUUCAUGACAUUGGGGAUCAGUAUUUUGUACCGGAAAUCAAAUGGAACAAACGCUGGUGUCUUCUCCUUCCUGAAUCCUCUCUCUCCAGAUAUCUGGAUGUACAUCUUAUUGGCAUACCUCGGUGUGAGUUGUGUGCUAUUUGUGAUAGCCAGGUUCAGCCCCUAUGAAUGGUAUGAUGCCCACCCAUGUAACCCUGGAUCUGAUGUUGUGGAAAACAACUUCACCCUAUUGAAUAGCUUCUGGUUUGGAGUAGGAGCUCUCAUGCAACAAGGUUCUGAACUGAUGCCCAAAGCCCUUUCCACCAGGAUAAUUGGUGGCAUCUGGUGGUUUUUCACCCUCAUAAUUAUCUCAUCCUACACGGCGAACCUGGCUGCUUUCCUAACAGUUGAACGUAUGGAAUCCCCCAUAGAAUCAGCCGAUGACCUAGCAAAACAAACCAAAAUAGAGUAUGGGGCAGUUAAAGAUGGAGCCACCAUGACUUUUUUCAAGAAAUCAAAAAUUUCCACUUUUGAGAAGAUGUGGGCCUUUAUGAGCAGCAGGCAGCAAACUGCACUUGUCAAAUCUAACGAGGAAGGAAUCCAGCGAGUUCUUAGUGCCGAUUAUGCCUUCCUAAUGGAAUCUACCUCCAUUGAGUAUGUUACUCAGAGGAAUUGCAACCUGACCCAAAUCGGUGCACCCAUAGAUUCGAAAGGCUACGGUAUUGGAACACCCCUUGGCUCACCGUAUAAGGAAAAGAUAACCAUUGCUGUCCUGCAGCUUCAGGAGGACGGCAAACUGCACAUGAUAAAGGAGAAGUGGUGGAGAGGCAAUGGCUGCCCUGAGGAGGACAACAAAGAGGCCAGUGCCCUGGGGAUUCAAAACAUUGGCGGCAUCUUCAUUGUCUUAGCAGUGGGCCUUGUGCUCUCAGUGUUUGUGGCAAUAGGAGAGUUUAUUUAUAAAUUACGAAAAACUGCUGAACGUGAACAGAGAUCCUUAUGCAGCACCAUGGCCCAGGAGCUACGGUUAUCUCUCACAUGCCAGCGGCGGGUGAAACACAAGCCACAAGCACCGGUCAUGGUGAAAACAGAGGCGGUAAUUAACAUGCACACAUUCAAUGACCGACGACUGCCCGGGAAGGACAACAUGACCUGCAACACCGGGCUGACUCCGGUGUUUCCCUAGGAGUUGCGCAGCCUGUGCUGGGAGCAGAAAGAGGGCACGGCUCUAGCACUGGAAAAAAAAAAGCGAGAGGCUGGAGCUUUGUUUCAGGGACAGAGCCUGAGGGACGUCAGAGGUGUUUCGAUCGGAGCAAAAAAAAACCCCAGAAGCAUGGACAAUGCAAUAUGCAACGCAUGGAAAACAAAACAAAAAACAGCACAAGGCUGCAGGUAGUGUUUCUGAAACUUCAACAAGGACAAAUGCGGAACAUCAGACUCCAAACUCUCAAUGCGUGAGAAAUUUCAGUGCUGAUAGAUUUGAAGAAAUGGAUCUGGGCAGUGGGCAGCGAGACAAUCGAGGAAAGGAAGUAGCAAGAAUGCAAUUAUACGUUGGUGAGAACCUCCAGCAUGGCAAUAACGGCAUUCAUUCUGUUAGCUACAACGAUUGACUCAGACAGGGGGCAUCUACAGAUAUUGAUUUGGAGAAAACUGCACAGUGCGUUCAUUCAAGGAUGCAGCUGACCGUUUAACACACAGCAUGUAAAGUUGCUGUCUUGUCUCGGCAGCUGUUACAACUUUAUCGUUUACCUCAGUGCUAUGCUUUCCUUUCUGCCAUUGAAAGAGACUAACAGAGCUGGAAGUGAACGGUGCCUCCAGAGAACUGAGAUUGA